Messenger RNA from Jaculus jaculus (lesser Egyptian jerboa), 9115 nucleotides. RefSeq names its product diacylglycerol kinase iota (gene Dgki). Gene Ontology annotation, biological process: intracellular signal transduction; regulation of synaptic transmission, glutamatergic; lipid phosphorylation. The record is from RefSeq and is a predicted model, not a curated record. Gene Ontology annotation, molecular function: protein binding; ATP-dependent diacylglycerol kinase activity. Gene Ontology annotation, cellular component: nucleus. Lineage: Eukaryota; Metazoa; Chordata; Mammalia; Rodentia; Dipodidae.
AUGGAUGCUGCGGGAAGGGGCUGCCAUUUGCUGCCCCUGCCAGCGGCGCGCGGACCUGCCCGCGCUCCCGCCGCCGCUCCCGCCGCCGCCGCCGCCGCCGCCGCCAGUAGCCGGCCGGGCCUGUGCAGCGGCAGCGCCGGGGCUCCGUCGGCGGCCGCCCGAGCGCUCGCCAUGAACCCCAGCUCCUCGGCGGGAGAGGAGAAGGGGGCGACGGGCGGCGGCGGCGGCGGAAGCGGCGCCGGGAGCUGCUGCCUGGGCGCCGAGGGCGGCGUGGACCCGCGGGGCGCUGGGGCAGCGGCGGCGGCGGCGGCGGCGGCGGCGGCGGCUGCCCUGGAAGAACCCGGGGCCGCCGCCGGGCAGAGGGAGAAGGAUGAGGCGCUGGAGGAGAAGCUGAGGAACUUAACUUUCCGGAAGCAGGUCUCUUACAGGAAAGCAAUCUCCCGGGCCGGCCUCCAGCAUCUGGCUCCUGCACAUCCUCUCAGCCUUCCAGUGGUGAAUGGUCCAGCGAAGGAGCCCAGAGCGACUCUGGACUGGAGUGAGAAUGCCGUGAAUGGGGAGCACCUGUGGCUGGAGACCAAUGUCUCAGGAGAUCUCUGCUAUCUGGGGGAGGAGAACUGCCAAGUCCGAUUUGCAAAAUCCGCUCUCAGGAGGAAGUGUGCCGUCUGUAAAAUCGUGGUCCAUACCGCCUGCAUCGAGCAACUAGAAAAGAUUAACUUCAGAUGUAAACCAACAUUUCGAGAAGGAGGCUCGAGAUCACCAAGAGAAAACUUUGUGCGCCAUCACUGGGUGCACAGGCGGCGGCAGGAGGGAAAGUGUAAGCAGUGUGGUAAGGGCUUCCAGCAAAAGUUCUCCUUCCACAGCAAAGAGAUUGUGGCCAUCAGCUGCUCCUGGUGCAAGCAGGCGUUCCACAAUAAGGUGACCUGCUUCAUGCUGCAUCACAUAGAGGAACCCUGCUCCCUGGGGGCUCAUGCUGCUGUCAUUGUGCCGCCUACGUGGAUCAUUAAGGUGAAGAAACCUCAGAACUCCCUGAAGGCUUCCAAUCGGAAAAAGAAGAGAACCAGCUUUAAAAGAAAAGCCAGCAAAAGAGGGGCAGAACAGGAAAACCGAGGUCGUCCUUUUGUAAUAAAGCCUAUCUCCUCUCCUCUCAUGAAACCUUUGCUUGUGUUCGUGAACCCGAAGAGUGGAGGCAACCAGGGAACCAAAGUCCUACAGAUGUUCAUGUGGUACCUAAAUCCACGGCAAGUCUUUGAUCUUUCUCAAGAAGGACCAAAAGACGCGCUUGAAUUGUAUAGGAAAGUACCAAACCUGAGAAUUCUGGCCUGCGGUGGAGAUGGAACGGUGGGCUGGAUCCUCUCCAUCCUGGAUGAGCUGCAGCUGAGCCCUCAGCCUCCCGUGGGGGUCCUUCCUCUGGGGACUGGGAAUGACCUGGCUCGGACACUCAACUGGGGAGGGGGCUACACCGAUGAGCCUGUUUCUAAGAUCCUGUGCCAGGUAGAAGAUGGAACCAUUGUGCAGCUGGACCGGUGGAACCUCCACGUGGAGAGAAACCCGGACUUGCCUGCAGAAGAGCUCGAGGAUGGCGUGUGUAAGCUUCCUCUGAAUGUCUUCAACAAUUACUUCAGCCUUGGAUUUGAUGCCCACGUCACACUGGAGUUCCAUGAAUCCAGAGAAGCAAAUCCAGAGAAAUUCAAUAGUCGUUUUCGAAAUAAAAUGUUCUAUGCAGGGGCAGCCUUUUCUGAUUUCCUACAAAGAAGUUCUAGAGAUCUAUCCAAACAUGUUAAAGUUGUUUGUGAUGGAACAGAUCUCACCCCAAAGAUUCAGGAACUGAAGUUCCAGUGUAUAGUAUUUUUAAAUAUACCCAGAUAUUGUGCAGGCACAAUGCCCUGGGGAAACCCUGGAGACCACCAUGAUUUUGAGCCCCAGCGUCAUGAUGAUGGCUAUAUUGAAGUCAUCGGAUUCACCAUGGCCUCUUUGGCUGCUCUGCAGGUCGGGGGCCAUGGAGAAAGGCUGCACCAGUGUCGGGAGGUGAUGCUUCUGACCUACAAGUCCAUCCCCAUGCAGGUGGAUGGGGAGCCCUGUAGGCUGGCACCGGCCAUGAUUCGGAUCUCCUUGAGGAAUCAGGCCAACAUGGUUCAGAAGAGCAAGAGGAGAACCUCCAUGCCUUUGCUCAAUGAUCCCCAGUCUGUCCCAGAUCGCCUGAGGAUCCGGGUGAACAAAAUCAGUCUGCAAGACUAUGAAGGGUUCCACUACGACAAAGAGAAACUCCGGGAAGCUUCCAUUCCUCUGGGUAUUCUAGUUGUACGUGGAGAUUGUGACUUGGAGACUUGCCGUAUGUACAUAGACCGUCUGCAGGAGGACUUGCAGUCAGUUUCUUCUGGCUCUCAAAGAGUUCAUUACCAGGAGAAUCCUCAGUUAUCCCUGCCCCAGCUGACGGAAGCGCAGUCUCCUCCCUGCUCCUUUGUCCCUCCUGUGCCGCACACACCUCUUCAGCCAUCCUUUUCCCCAUCCGAUUUCCCGGGCACGACACAGGACCAUGAAACCUCCUUCCCCAGGGCGCUCUCAGCUCAGAGGCUGUCCCCUCGAUGGUGCUUCCUAGAUGCAACUUCUGCUGACCGCUUUUACCGAAUAGACAGAUCUCAGGAACAUUUGCACUUUGUGAUGGAGAUUUCCCACGAUGAGAUUUUUAUUCUUGACCCAGAUAUGGUGAUGUCACAGCAGGCGGGGACCCCUCCUGGCAUGCCUGACCUGGUGGUGGAGCAGGCCUCAGGGCUGUCCGACUGGUGGAACCCUGCCCUGCGGAAACGCAUGCUGAGCGAUAGUGGGCUGGGGAUGAUCACACCCCAUUAUGAAGACUCUGAUAUGAAAGAUCUCAGCCACUCCCGAGUGCUACAGUCACCAGUCUCUUCAGAAGAUCAUGCAAUUUUGCAGGCAGUAAUAGCUGGUGACCUUAUGAAGCUCAUUGAAAGCUAUAAGAACGGAGGCAGCCUGCUCAUUCAGGGACCAGAACACUGUUCACUCCUUCACUACGCAGCUAAAACUGGCAACGGGGAGAUUGUGAAAUACAUCCUUGACCAUGGACCUUCAGAGUUAUUGGAUAUGGCAGACAGCGAAACGGGUGAGACUGCACUACACAAGGCUGCCUGCCAGCGGAACCGGGCGGUGUGCCAACUUCUGGUGGAUGCAGGAGCAUCUCUGAGAAAGACGGACUCCAAGGGAAAGACACCCCAAGACAGGGCUCAGCAGGCUGGGGACCCAGAUCUGGCUGCUUACCUAGAAAGCCGUCAGAACUAUAAGAUCAUUGGCCAUGAGGACCUGGAAACUGCUGUUUGACCCCGGUAGAUGGGCAAAGAGAACACGAGUGAGCGUAUCACCUAUGCCCUCUCGGCCCCUGGGCAGCUCUCCUGGAUGAAGCGGACGGAAUCCACAUCUGCCUCUCUCCUGCAAGAAUCUAUCUGAGACCAGGCCACCAGGUUGUAAGGGCUACUGGGAUGUGCAGCAAGACAUGAUAGCCCAUUGAGAAGAAGGCAGGCUACCUGGAGAUUGGUGGAAGACAUCUUCCACAAAAAUGUGAUCCUUAUUGCUUCCAGCAAGUAGCAUGAACUUGUGUUCAUCUGUCUAAUUUAUUUUUUUUUUUAAUGCAAAGGAUGUUUGUAUAAAUGGCACUGCUCCCUCCUCCUUCUCUUCCUAGGCAUUCAUCGCUCAUCAAUUUAGAAAAUAUAUUAUCUGUUCUCUUUACAUUCAGUCUUUGAAGACCACAAGGUUGUCUGAAGGUCUUUUAAAUUCCUUUGAUGUCCUGAAGAAGUAAAACUGUAAAACCACUUCCAUUUCCAAGACUAAACCAACCACUUAGUGACUUUGCAUGCCCCUCCCCCGCUAAGCACCCCCUCCUCCCGUUGCAUCACGUAGGAGCUGAGAAGCGCCGCAUAGGUAAUGUCAAGUUACGUGCUAUGUCUCUGGCGCGUCCGGGAGGUGGUAUAGGAGCCUUCUGUGCUCAGAGGUACCUCAGAAAGGUUAUGCAGGGUUUGGCCCAGGCAACUGCUGUUCAGCCAAGCAGUCAUGAAGAACUGGGUCGGCUUGGGCUGGUUGCACAACUCCAUACUGCCUACGUGUAGCGGACUUUCCUUUGUGCUGCAAAAGACAUGAGCAAAAGAUUCAACAGAGGUGGGUAGCCAGGUUGCAGAGCCCCUUGAUUCUCAGUGCAGUUUGAAUGGCAAGGUCGAAACUGUGUGGGAAAGGUGGUUGCAGGAAUGGAGCACUCUAACUAGCCUACCUUCAGGCAUUGCAGAAUCAUCAUAGAAAGCAGAGACUAACUGACUUGAUUUAAAAAGAAAAAAAAAAAAUUCAGAAGUAUCAGAUCAAAAUGGCAGACUCCAACAAGGACAGGCUCACAACUGUAGACUCCUGGGUUAUAGCUGUGGACAGGGUUCCCUUUGGGUGUUUUUUUUCUUCUAGGUUUUAGUUUCAUGACUGUGAGGAAGACUUGGCCCAAGGACCAAGCCUUUUUUUACAAGUUCCACUGUCGGAUAUCCGGGAAGCCUGGCUUUUUCUGAUACAUAUUUACGUAUUACUCUUCAGGUCCUGAAGUCUUCCCUGACAACCAUUUUUUUUUUUCCAUGGGUAGGAUAGCCUGCCAUACUCCUUUCUCUCCAUUGUUUUCCUCUUGUCCCAAAUUUCUUAGUUCAAACCACUGUGGGAGCCGAGUCAGAAAUGCCUGUCUGCCACCAAGGUUGAAACAUCCAGUCAUGCCACCGACUGAGUGGGGCUGUGGGAACUGAAAAUAUCAUGAGAAGAAGUCGAACUUUCUUUCCCAAACCUACUGGAUGUGGGUGUAAGUCACUGAUCAAAGGGGGCAUCUGAGGGCUUUUCUUCCAGCUUCCUUGCAUUUUGCUCUUGAACACAGGAAAAUGCUUCCUCACUGUUUCCGUGUGGGACCAUAAAUGAUCAUUUCUCUGCAUUCAAUUUAAAGGUCCAGUGGUAACACAGUGUUUGUCUAAAUUACAUUUCGGUCAUAUGUCAUGAUUUUGAAAGGACGGACACGAUGCACUGUACUAAGUUGGAGCAGCCUUUCGGUGGCUGGGGAUUUCAUUACCACAGUCUGCAUAGUCAUUUCAGGAUUAUUGCUGGCAUUGUGUCCAGCAGUGGGAGAAUGCGUUGGCUAUGAGUAAUCUGUUUCCAGACGUCAGUCUCAGAAAUUGAGCUUUCUCUUGGAUUUUAAAAGUGAGGGAAGGAGGGCCUGGGAGUAGAUUGUUUCCAGGAGCUGGAAAAUAAAUAUGCUGUAAGAAAAUUAACCACUGGGUUUCUGCUGGGAGUUUUCCAGUUAGUGGGACUGUCAAGGAAAUACUGUGAUGACAGAAAUAUAAUCCUUAAAAUGUGCUGGAACCUGGCUUUGAAUGGUGCCUUCCAUUCCCUGGAUUGAGCCAAGCAUUAGGCCACGAAGUCCGUUACCCAGAUGGCCACUGCUGGGAUGAAGGAAUAUAUUUUCAUCAACCACCAUCUCACAUUUCUCUGUGAAUGCUUCAAAUCAGUCCAGAGAAAAUUUAGGGUACAGAUGGCUGGAGGCCAAUUCAAAUAUCUCCAGCUGAAGACACAUAUAAAAAAAGAAAACUCUGAAAGCAGAUGAAGUGCUGACUACUGGAAGGGUCCAGGGGCAUCUGGGAAUUGUUCCAAAGAGAAAGUACAUUAGACCCUACAUUAUUGAUGGGGAGCAAAACAUGAUCCAUCUCUUUGAAAAGGCAAAUAUCUCUAGGACUUUGGCCUUUUUAAAAAAAAAAUGACCAAAACAGCCACUUAUUUAAUAGCUUCAAAUUAAAUCUACCUCCUAUAGAUUUUUUUUUUUUUUAAAUUGGUUGCUGUGUGUGACAGUCCUGAGCUUUAGAAAGAGAUAAGGUCCCGUGGCCUGGGAGUGUCUAUCUCAGCUUAGAUAUAUGGCGUUGCCUUUAGUGAGCCAUCAGGUCUGGUCCUGCUCUGAAAACCCACAAAAGUUUAAUGGACAUAAAAUAAGUACCUAUCGAAAUGCCAUUUUUAUAGUUUGCUGACGACACUGUGCUGUGAGGAACAGAUGACCUACUGGCUUUCCCGUGCUGUCGAACUGAAUUCUCUGGGAUUCUACUUUAGACUAGGCUGAUGGAUGGAUUAAAAAAAAAAACAAAAAACAAACAAAAAAACGAAGUGUUCCUUAAAAGCAGCAUGCUGUUAUUGCCCUAAAGGUGGUCAUUUUUGCAUCCCUGCAUUAUUACAAACUCCACGAACUAGAGCCCAAGGCAGCUCGGCUUGAACACAUUCAAGGACUCAAGUCAGGAAACAGUAGACUAUUAGUAAGCCAAGAAGGAAAUAAAUACCUUGCCUUGAGACUUCUGGUCGCUUCUAUGGUGAUGAGCACCAAAGCCCAGUGCAAGUAGUUCCGAGGCAGGAUUUAGCUGCAACGAAAUUAGUAGCGACCGGUGGGGCACCUCACAUGCCCUCUGCUUCCAGUCUUCUCAGAUGGUGCCCAGGCAGGUUUGUCUGGGUGGUGCAGUACUCCACACAUCACUCAUUUGCAUUUGGACCUAGUCAUGAUCCCUUGGCCUGAGGGAUUUCUGAAAUUUAUUUGCUAGCAUUUACUCAUGAUCGUCAUGCCUUAGAAAAUAAUGAGCAGCAGUUUUGUCUUAUUACAUGUCAAUUCUAUACUCCUUGUUUAAUACUUCUUAGAUUUUAUUUUCACCCAUGAGAGUAACAUAUCUUUUGAAAAAUUCAGUUUCCACAUAGCAUCCCUCUGCACUGGUGCCCUAUCUCAGACCCCAGAGAGAAACCCAAUUAGCAGUGGUAAGCAUGGUUGCUUGUAAGUCAGAAACAUCCAGUCCACACAUCUAUAUAUACAAAUGGAUUCAUUGUAUACUUAUAUCUGUAAACAUAACACGCCUAUUUAUUGCUCAGCUUUGAAAACAAAAGCUAAUCAUCUCUCUAUCUGCAUAGUUAACACUGAUAGGCAAAGGUUGAUAAAGCAACAGAAUUUUCAUUUAAUUUUUUUUCUACCAUUACUGCGCUUAGUUCUGUUACUUGAGUUGCAAUUUUUUUUAUUAUCCUUGUCAUAAAAAUCCAUGACCAAGAGGUUUUUGUUCUAAUUGUUUAUCUUGCCUUCCAUGAAACAUGAAACUAGCCUUAGUCCUGAGACUUGCCCAGGCUAAUUUUUGGAUCUCAAGUAGACGAAAGAGAGUUUACUUUUCUAUGAUGCUCACCCUGUUUACAAAGCUAACCCUCAGUAGGUUUCCUAAUGAUAUUUAAGUAUGGAAUGCUAUUAUCCGGAAGGGGUAAAUACUUGGAUGUGGUGUGGGGUCUGAGCAGCUUGUCUUCUUGGAGGAAUAUCUGAUUAAAUCACUGAGAACAGCAUGAUAUUCUAUUCAAUUAUGUUCUUUAAAAAUAAAAAUAGAUCUUUGUUAAAAUGGCUCACUGUAAACAUCCAGUAAGACUGCUAAUUGCUCCACUUAACUAAAUUGUACUCAUUUUAAGAAAAGAAAGUAGAUGAAUGUCUAUUAAAUUAGUUCUGAUUACUCUGUAAUAUUUAUUUAGCACAGACUUGCUUCUGCCCACAUUUCAAUAGCUGUUUCUGAAUCUAUGUUUCUCAGCUCUGGCUCUACAUUCAACAAAAGUAAAUUCCCUUCUUUAUGCCCAAAUUUUCACUCAUCUCUUAUUCCCCCGGAAUUUGCCCACGACAACAGUCCUGCCACUGCCGUCUACCAUUGUAUCACCCAGCUACCGAAAAGCUUACCCAGAUGUUAUGAUUACAACAUAUCAAAAUGAAAUUUCCCUCAAAAGAACUAUCCACAGUGUCCAAACGAUAAGUGCUUGUCCAUUGGCGUUGCUCAUCUUAUAAAGCUAUGAUUAGUCUUUUUCUGAGAAGUGAUCUAUGAUGCUUAACAUCACAUUAAUAGCUGUUCCUUUCAUAGCAAAUGAUGUAACUAACAUAUACCCUUGAUUUUGCCAGGAGGACUGGAUUAUAUAUGGUUUAUUUAUACCAUAAAGGGGCACCUACAGAUUUAGAGCUGUUUCCCCACAACUUAAAGAGAAACCAAAAAAAAAGCAGAAAUAAAUAAGCAAGGAAUUGCACACUGGAUUAUUUUUUUUUAUAGGACACUGAGAUUCAUUAUCCUGUUCCUUAAAAGGAACCAGAAAAAAUAAUCCAUAUACCAUUAAAGAACAUGUUGCAGUGGAAACUUGAAUAUCAUAUGGUGUCUUCAUGAUGGAUAGAUUCCAGACUCUCUCUAGAUAUAACCAGUAAGGUGCAUGAAAUCAUAUGUUCAUUAAUCAAUCAUAUUUGCAUGUAUUUCAACAUUCUUUUAAAAUAUUUAUCACUUAUUCUGCUACUAAGGGCAUAUCUGUGAAUGCAAUAUAUAAACAACUUGAAGGGACAAAAGACAAGUGGGGAAAAAGACAACUUUGAGUAAAGGAAAUUUCACCUGGGAACUGCAGGGAACUCUAGCAUGCUCUGAAGUUCAGCUGAGGCCUCCUUGUGUAUGUUGCACAUUGGCUAGCAAGUCUUAAUUCUAUAAAAACACAUGUUAGCUAGGGAAGAAAUAUCAUUAUCUCCUAUUUUCACUUUCUUAGGAUCCUGGUAAUGUCCUUAAAAAUGCGCUGAAAACUAAAAGUUUAAAAUGCAUCUUAGAUACACUACUGAAGUAGGAGCUAAGACUCAUGUAGUCAAGCUCUCAAGAGCAAAACCAGAGAUGAAAAGCAGAAUUUGUAGUGGGUUUUGAUGAAAUAUCAAGAAGAGGUAUGAAUCACAAAUCCUGCAGUGGGCAUCUGUAUCCAGUGGGUAACAUUUAAAUAGAGGCUAUGUGACCAUCUUUAGGAGUGUUGUGGUUAGGGCCAUACAAUCUGAAGGGGAUGGAAUUAGAUUCUGUUAUUUAAAGUUGCUUUUAAAAUUUGGGUUUUGUUGAGUGACAGUAUUUUUUAAAUUAAAUUCAAUAAAAUCUUGAUUUUUUAGACAUUAAAUCAUCACUUUAUACAUGAGAAACCUUAAGAUCUAGGGGAGAAAGACCUUUAGUUAUUUCAAUUUUUUGUUUAAAAAAAACUAUGAAUUAAGAGCUAGCGAGAAGGAAACACAAAGAGCAAAACAUUUGAAAUAGGAGGCAUCAUGAAU